Perca fluviatilis (European perch) is the source of this 978-nucleotide messenger RNA. Its product is annotated as calcium-activated potassium channel subunit beta-2-like. The record is from RefSeq and is a predicted model, not a curated record. Lineage: Eukaryota; Metazoa; Chordata; Actinopteri; Perciformes; Percidae. Bases 50 to 760 code for a protein of 236 amino acids. Gene Ontology annotation, cellular component: membrane; voltage-gated potassium channel complex. Gene Ontology annotation, molecular function: potassium channel regulator activity; calcium-activated potassium channel activity. The transcript is spliced from 4 exons. Gene Ontology annotation, biological process: detection of calcium ion; potassium ion transport.
CUUCCAUUCAGCCUCAACAAGCAAAAGAGGACGGGGAUCAUCAGGAAAGAUGUUUUUUGUGGCGGGGGCCAAAAAUACAGCAGGAGCAGGCAGAGGAAAUGAAAGGAGGUCAAUCUACCAGAAAUUUCGUGAGGUAGAUUUAUUGGACAAGAAGAAGACAGUGACAGCUCUAAAGCCAGGUGAAGAUCGUGCCAUUCUCCUGGGACUCGGAAUGAUCCUCUCUUCAGUCAUGAUGUACUUUGUCCUGGGGAUCACUAUAUUACGCUCCUAUGCAGACAGUGUGUGGACAGAGGAGGGUGUGUGUGUUGUACUCAACUCCACGGUCACAGCAGACAUGAACUGUUCCUACAACUGUGGGUCAGACUGCUGGAGAGUCUCCAAAUACCCGUGUCUGCAGGUCUACGUGAGCGUCAAUAACACGGGCCGGGUCAGCCGUUUAUCUCACAAUGAGGAGACCCAGGACAUCAGCUCUGAAUGUUUCUACGUGCCCAGGUGCCAGAAAGACAGUGUGGCCAUGCACGUCAUGAUUAUGAACAUCUCCGAGCAUCUGAAGGUGAACCAGAAGGUCCCCUGUUACUACGACCCCAGCGAGCAGCAGGAGAUGGUUCUUCUGACACGGCUGUACGACCACAGUGUCGUCUUCCACUCGCUGCUCUGGCCCUCCUGCAUGCUAAUGGGAGGGGCCCUCAUCAUCGUGAUGGUGAAGCUCACGCAGUACCUCUCCAGGCUGUGUGAAGAGUUAGGGAAGAUCAAGAGGUGAAACACGUGCAGCAAGCAUACGGUCGUUUGGUGAUGGACAUAUGACAUGAAAAGGAUAGUUUGAAACAAAUUACCUUGCUGUGACUUUUUGCAAACAUUCUUCUUCUGCUGAGACAUUUGGAACAGGCGACUUUGUCUCCAGAUGGAGGAUGUGACUAUUUGUAAAAGUGAACUGAAUGUUCCAGGGCAGAAACUGUCAGACAUGUAACUGGCAUGUAA